UCUGGACCCAAAGUCCUAAACUUUAGACCUACAGUCCGAGUCUCAGUCGUCCUUGUGCGUUGCGUAUUAUUUUUCAUCCCCGAGGCUUCUGCUUUCCAAAGCUGGCAACACAAAAUGUGAAAAAUUAGCGCCUUACACUUCUGAAUAUAUUUUUCAAUAUUUUUGUUGCUUUGUGUUUCUUUUUUAAGUUCUUAAGCUUCUUCAAUCUAUUACUGUUCAGACAUUUCAGAUUACCUCACGCGGGUGAAAUUCAGUUAAAUUAAAAUUUACCUUUGUCUUGUGUUGUUGGCUAAAACGGACAACAAAGGAACCCUCUAGCAGAAGAAACAGAACUGACAGCAGCUGACAUCAUGAUUUAUUUGGUUAAAGUUUACAUUGCUUUGGCAAACAAAAUUUAAUUCAACGUUUUGUACCUAUGUGUUACAACUUCUAGUUGGGCUUCCUCUGCCUCAAAAUGGUCUUAUGUAACAAAUUUUGAAGAAAGGGGUGUCUAUCUUUGUUCUUGGAUAAUAAGUUGAUAGUACAUAGUGCAAAUAUGUGGCCCCUUCUUGUUCUCUGGGACGCUGGAGCUAGCUCUGUUCUUUUUCAAGUUUCUGGUGUCAUCAUUGCCUUUACACUAAGUGUGAGUUUUGUCCGCUUCCUCACUCGCGAUGAACAUGUACCCAUCAGAGAUGCAUCAAAGCGACACAACUGGCAGAGCAGUUCAAUGCUAAACAAGGUGUGCUACUGCAAUGUCUGUGAGGUAUUGCUGGCUCAAGGGGAAGGCGUUUUUUGCGAUUGUUGCGGAGUUAGUGCCCAUGUGAGCUGUGUCACAACUGCAGAUGGUACUCUAAAGUGCAAGGUAGUUCACUGUCCUGAUGUCAGUCCCUUUAAGCACCACUGGGUGAAAGGAAAUUUGCCUUUAGGUGCUACAUGUGAUGUCUGUGAGGAAGAGGCUGGGUAUGGUUGUGGUCUGAUUGAUUUUUCUUGCUGCUGGUGUCACCGUUGUGUUCAUGCAGCCUGCCUUCCAAUUCUUGGGGAUGUUUGUGACUUCGGCCGAUUCAGAGCUCUCAUUGUGCCACCUAAUUGUGUUGAAGUCGAGUCACGUCGCAGCAGCAUUAGAAGGAAACUGCGCUUACGAACUGUCAAGUCCUCAGGAUGGUCACAGUGGACUCCUCUCAUUGUGAUGGCCAACUGCCGUUCUGGCAGCAAUGAGGGAGCACAAGUUCUUGCUACAUUUCGAAAAGUAUUGAAUCCAGCUCAAUGUAUAGAUCUGGCUGAGAGACCCCCUGAGGUUGCAUUGGAAUGGUGCCAACUUUUACAACAUGCAGGAGCAAAGCCAACAAUACUUGUUGCUGGUGGAGAUGGGACCGUUGGCUGGGUUCUUAAUGCUGUUCACAGUCAACAAUUAGAGCCUGCUCCUCCAGUUGCAUUGAUUCCUCUUGGAACAGGAAAUGAUUUGUCCAGAGUGCUUGGUUGGGGCAAAGAGUUCUGUCCAGACUUGCAGCCUGAGGAAGUUUUGAACCGAGUUCUGAGGGCAAAUGUGGUGAAAUUAGACAGGUGGGAGGUUACUACCAAAUGGGCUCAUCAACUUAGUCAUAUUCAUCGAAUGAAGAAGCGUUUGAUGUACAAUUACAUGAGUGUUGGUGUAGAUGCCCAAGUUACUCUCAACUUUCACAGAACAAGAGAAUCAGCAUUUUAUAUCAUCAGUAGCCGCAUCUUUAACAAGAUGCUGUACUUACUAUUUGGCACCCAGCAAGUAAUGGAAAGAGGCUGUCGUAAUUUGGAAGAACGGGUUGAAUUAUUCAUGGAUGGGAAAAGAGUUGAGCUUCCAGAGAUAGAGUCAAUUGUGAUUCUGAAUAUACCAUCAUGGGGAGCUGGUUGCCGUCUGUGGGAUAUGCUAGAUUCAGGUGAAGUGGGAGAGCAAAGCAUUAGUGAUGGCAAGUUAGAAGUGCUGGCACUUUAUUCCAGUUUUCAUAUGGCUCAGCUACAAAUUGGACUUUCAACACCUCACCUUGUUGGGCAAGCAAGUUCUAUUACCCUUAAAUUCAAAGACAGUCUACCGGUUCAAGUGGAUGGGGAGCCAUGGCAACAAGGCCCAUGCACAAUCACUGUUAACUGCAAUGGUCAGGCGACACUACUGAGUCUUCCAUCCGAGAAUUAAUCCUGCCAUUUUUGUGACUAUGCUGCUCUCAUCAAGUGAUUCAUUUCCUUGUUUUUAAAUUUAGGAAUUGUUUUGCCAAGAAAGUUUCAAUUGAAAAUUUUAACAAAUUUAAACCAUGUUCCACAUUCCUUUUCUUUUCUUUUUUUUUGUUAGUUGACACUAGGUUAAUAAUAGGCUGUGUAAAAAUUCUUGUGACAAGCUUAUCAUUCCUCUUCUUAGUUCUUAUGAUGCCUCUGAAGUCUGCUGGCUAUGGUCCUUCUGCCCAAAGAGUUUUAGGGUAGGCUAUUCUGUGAUUUUAGCUACAAUCUCUACCACAAC
Messenger RNA from Thrips palmi, 2461 nucleotides. RefSeq names its product diacylglycerol kinase epsilon (gene Dgkepsilon). The coding region runs from base 536 to 2143 and encodes 535 amino acids. Gene Ontology annotation, molecular function: ATP-dependent diacylglycerol kinase activity. NCBI's taxonomy places the organism in Eukaryota, Metazoa, Arthropoda, Insecta, Thysanoptera, Thripidae. The record is from RefSeq and is a predicted model, not a curated record. The transcript has 9 exons.